GUAAAGAGAUUCAGGCUUUUACUUUGGAGUCAGCAGCUCCACUGGUUUACACUCUGCAUGUCGUCUGAAUGUGUGUGGGUCAAAUAUUUUCCUUUAGCCACCGUUAGCAUGUCAAGUCCAAAUAGGAUAUAAUCAGUCUCCAAAUCAGGUUUAGGUUGUUUAUCAUUAAGGCAUACAAGAGGACAUACACAUUACUGGUAAAUCUUUUGCAUAUCUACCUUGUUUGGAGACUUUAAAGGCAAAAACAUGGACCAAGAGGAUCGCUCUCCUCUCAAACACUUUGUACUGGCCAAAAAGAAGAUCAGCGAUGUUUUCAAGCUGCUGCUUAAUUAUGUUGAGGAAGGUUCACAGUUUGUUAAAGAUACGUGUUAUAAUGAAUCGUUAGAACACAUUGCUAAUAGAGAUCAAUUAGAGGAGAUAGAGACGUACACCAGCAAACUAGCAGUUAUAAAAGAGGUUUUGGCUCGCAGACAUAUGAAGGUGGCCUUUUUCGGAAGAACAAGCAAUGGGAAGAGCACUGUUAUCAAUGCCAUGCUCCGUGACCGGGUGAUGCCCAGCGGCAUUGGUCACACAACAAACUGCUUUUUGAGCGUUGAAGGCACUGAUGAAGAUCGGGCUUAUCUGAAGACUGAGGGAUCAGAAGAAGAGAAGAGCAUCAAGACCGUCAAUCAGUUGGCUCAUGCACUGCACAUGGAUGAAAGUCUUGACGCAGGCUGUCUGGUUAAGGUCUUCUGGCCCAAAACGAAGUGUGCUCUUCUUAGGGAUGACCUAGUACUCAUGGACAGUCCUGGGACUGAUGUCACCACACAGUUGGACAGCUGGAUCGACAAGUUCUGUCUGGACGCUGAUGUGUUUGUGCUGGUGGCCAACUCAGAGUCCACACUAAUGAACACGGAGAAACACUUCUUCCACAAAGUAAAUGAACGCCUUUCAAAGCCUAACAUUUUCAUCCUGAAUAAUCGCUGGGAUGCUUCUGCCUCUGAACCUGAAUACAUGGAGGAUGUGCGUAAGCAGCACAUGGACCGGUGUGUGAACUUCCUGGUGGAGGAGCUCAAGGUGGUGGAUCGCGAACAGGCUCACAAUCACAUCUUUUUUGUGUCUGCCAAGGAGGUGUUAAACUCCAGAAUGCAGCGGGCGCAGGGUAUGCCAGAGUCUGGUGGCGCAUUAGCAGAAGGCUUCCUAGAGAGACUGAAGGAGUUCCAGAAUUUUGAGAGGACGUUUGAGGAGUGUAUCUCGCAGUCAGCAGUGAAAACAAAGUUUGAGCAGCACACAAUCAGGGCAAAGCAGAUCACUGAAAGGGUUCAAGGCAUCAUGGAUCAAAUCAACAUCGCAGCCGCUGAAAAGAGGGUGGCCUCUCUGGAGGAGAGAGAGUAUCUGAUGGAUCGUUUGGAGUUUGUCCGAAAUCAGCUCAACCUUCUCAUUGAUGAUAUUAAAAAGAAAAUUAAGACUGUCUCAGAGCAAGUGGCCAACCAGGUAUCGAAUGCCAUGGCAGAGGAGAUCUGUCGCCUCUCUGUGCUCAUAGAUGAGUUUCGUGCAGACUUUCACCCUUCUCCUCAUGUGCUUAAACUCUACAAAUCAGAGCUGCUUAACCAUGUGGAGAAGGGAAUGGGAAAGAACUUGGCCUUCCGCUGCUCUGAUGCAGUCAAUAUUUCUGUGCAGUCUUCUCAGAAAGAAAUGAUCGAAUGUUUGCAGCCUUUGCUCCCACCUGAUGUUCAGAGCCAGAUCCACAUGCUGAUUCCUUCCAAAAAGUUUGACCUCAGCUAUGACCUGAACUGUGCGACGCUUUGUGCUGAUUUCCAGGAAAAUAUUGAAUUUCAAUUCUCUCUUGGCUGGACUGCUCUUGUCAGCCGCUUCCUCGGUCCAGCCAAUGCCAAGCGUGCCCUCAUGCUGGUCGAUCAAAACCUUCAGCUCACACGUCCUUUGGCCACCACUCCAGUAAGUGUCACCGGACAGGCCCCACCCCCUAGAGUUGCUGCCACUACUCCGAACGAAUCCCAAGCUAUUAUAAGCCAGGAGGAGCUCAUGAUGUCUAUGAUCACAAAUCUGGCUUCCAUCACCUCACGCACGUCUAUGAGUGUGCUCAUUGUCGGAGGAAUGGUGUGGAGGAUGAUAGGCUGGAGAGUCAUUGCUUUAUCCACCAGUCUUUAUGGCUUGUUGUACUUAUUUGAGAGACUCACAUGGACAACCAAGGCUAAAGAGAGAGCCCUGAAGAAGCAGUUUGUAAAUUAUGCCACUGAGAAACUCCAACUGGUCGUCAGCUUCACCAGUUCAAACUGCAGUCACCAAGUGCAGCAGGAGAUCACCAGCACGUUUGCCAGACUAUGUCAGCAAGUGGAUGUUACGCAGCGGGACCUGAAGAGUGAAAUUUGCCGCCUGUCAACAAAAAUUCAGCAGCUGGAGAUGGUCCAGAGCAACUCCAAAUCGCUUAGACACAAAGCCACAGAGUUGGAGAGGCAGCUAGAGAGCUUCAAAAGCCAGUACCUCCAGCCACAUAACUGAAUUCCAUAUUCUAACUUAGCACCUUGUCUCAGGCGACAUACCAUGGGACUUUUCGUUUAUUCCACCAGGAAAUAAACAGGUUUGAUUGCUGUGUUUAACUUAGCUUAAAUCUGUUUUGUAAUGAAAUCAGAUUGAUCUCUGAAAACACUAUGGUAUGAACUGUGACAGAAAAAAACCCAUGAAAACGAAAAUGAAAAGGGUUGAAUUGUAGAAUGACUUCAUGGCACUUCUCAGAACACUGUAAAGCAGUUUGUAUCUAACAGAACCAGAUUUCAUUGUUCACAUCCAUAUAACGUGAAACUGAGCCCUCUUCUCAAUUGUUUUCUAGAAGAGAAUGUUCAGAAAUUAUUUAAUAUCAGUAUUUUGAAGGUAUCCUUUUGCUCAGUGCCUAUAUUUCAGUAUGUUCCUUAAAAAAAAAACUUUGAUUCUAACCCCUUGUGAAGGAUUUUUGUGCUUUGUAAAAUUGCAAAAAAUCUGUCUAAAAAUUAAUAAAAAACGAAAUAAAAUAUUCCCCAUGAUUGUGUAAAAUUGCUUGCCUCUUUUUUUUUUUUUUUAGAUUAAGUAAUGUGAGCAACCAACAGAUUUGGUUAAAAAUUGUAUUUAAUACAAUAUCAACUUAUAGUAACACCAAUAUCACCAAGCCACUGUACAAAUACUAAAAAAAAACUGUUAAGACUAUAAAAGAAAAAUAAUUUUUAAAUGAGUAGUCCAUAAGAUGGCACUAAAAAAUAUCAAGGAAGAAAAAAAAGCCUUUUUUUUUUUUUUUACUGGCUAAAAAGAUUUCUUUAAGGAGCAGGGGCAGGUAUCUAUUUCUGCUUAGUGGCCCUGCGGUGUUUCACUUUAUAUAAAAGGCUUAAUACAGUGUUAAUACAGUUUCUGUCCAACAGAAUAAAAUCCAUAAAAUUUAAGAAAACCAACACUUCAUUCUGCAGUUAAAAACAGCAACGCUGUUAAUGCCGUUGGGAUUUCACUGAAACACUCGCUACAAUACACUCUGCUCUACACAUAUUUAAGCACCAGGGUUGUACAACAUGUGGCUGCAUUCUAACAGUGUGUCCACUAUGCUCACUUGUUAAAGGAUUUUAUGUUCCACAGUCAAGUUGAACAAUGGCACACAUAUUGGUAUAAAAAUGUCUAGGAAUGUUCUGAUGAAUGUAGAUAAGACUACACACUAAGGCAUUUUUAAAAGAUCUGGUUUAUAAUACAAAAUAAAUAAAUGUUGAAUGGUCUGGAUGCAUCAAAUCACUGCUUGGAAUUGUAAUGGACAUGGCUAAAAAUGCUAAAGCACUGCCAAUUGUUUUGUUCCUUUGGUUACUGCUGAUACACACUGAUAAAAUAAUGAAAUACUGCAAUGUUUAGGGGUAAAGGCAAAACAGGCACACUGCCUUGUGCACAAUAUAUCUAGUGUUCUUCAUUAGCAGCAGCCUAAAUUUAAUUUCACAGCUAAAAUAGUUAGCAUGCUACAGUCUUGACCAAACAAACAAACAGCUCAUUCAGGCUAUUGCAAUGUAAAUGGCUUUAUAAUGAACUACAGACUAAUCAUUGAUCCUACACUGCACAUGUCUGGGUCUUCAGGUUUUUAAACAUUCUCUAAGUAGCACUUGGAAUGGGCUGAGGUCAGAAUGAAUUUUCAGGUGGAUCCGAAUAAUCAACAGUGCAGAACAAAAAUAACCUUUUACAUGUGUACUGCAGUAAAAAAAAUGUGAAUUGAUAUUAUGAAACUUAUUGUGGCCACUAGUAUGAGGAGGGGAGGG
Messenger RNA from Silurus meridionalis, 4253 nucleotides. Its product is annotated as mitofusin-1-like. Gene Ontology annotation, molecular function: GTPase activity; GTP binding. Lineage: Eukaryota; Metazoa; Chordata; Actinopteri; Siluriformes; Siluridae. Gene Ontology annotation, cellular component: mitochondrial outer membrane. The coding region runs from base 247 to 2499 and encodes 750 amino acids. Gene Ontology annotation, biological process: mitochondrial fusion; mitochondrion localization. The transcript is spliced from 20 exons. The record is from RefSeq and is a predicted model, not a curated record.